This is a messenger RNA of Acipenser ruthenus (sterlet), 3243 nucleotides long. Its product is annotated as zinc finger protein 14 homolog. Gene Ontology annotation, biological process: regulation of transcription by RNA polymerase II. Bases 514 to 2553 code for a protein of 679 amino acids. The transcript has 5 exons. Gene Ontology annotation, molecular function: RNA polymerase II cis-regulatory region sequence-specific DNA binding; DNA-binding transcription factor activity. The record is from RefSeq and is a predicted model, not a curated record. Lineage: Eukaryota; Metazoa; Chordata; Actinopteri; Acipenseriformes; Acipenseridae.
CGCCAUUCCGGAUCCACGGAAGGACAUUUCGUGAUAAAAACACAGCGCGGUCGGAGCCAACAUGGCGGACUCCGGCAUCCAGUUUCAUACCCGCCUCUUCUCAUCGCGAUCCCGCCUUUGCCUCGAAGCUCAGCCAAUCAGAUUCGCAUGCUAGGUUUAAAGGGGUUUCUUCAGCCAAUAAUACGCGACGGUUCCAUCCAGGCACGCCCCCUGCCAGUGACGCUUCAUUUCAUUACAGGAAAUAGAAGCGUUUGUUUUGUUUGUGCCGGUGAGAGAGCUGCAGUCUUUGCUGAUUUUAAAGCAUUAAUUUGUAUAACCUGCUGUUUAUGUAUUUAGUUUGGGUAAAACUGCUUCUUAAGUAUUUAUAUAUUUUCAAAAAAGUAAUUCUGAAACAAAGGGUCUUUUACUGAGAAAACGAGCGAGCUUUAAUUUCUAUCAGAACUCUGCAGGAUUCUGAAUCACAAAAGUUACUCCUUGCAAAGUAAGACCAGUUUAAAACUAAAACCAGUGAAGAUGGACGUCAGCGUCUCCGUGUCGUUCUUUCAAGACGAGCUCGCCUCUACCAUCGAGCACGCAGUGAAAGCGGCUGUAGACACCGUCUUGUGCGAAAUCACAAAAGUUGUCGGCGGCAAAUUCACUGAAUUCCAAAUGGAAAUGGCUGGAAAGGAGAAAGAGAAUGAAAGUCUGAAGCUGAGAUUGGAAAUAUCAGAGAGCGAGUUGAAAGCAGUGCGGGAAUGCAUGAACGCUGCAGAUGCAGACAUUAAACAACCUCUCAGAAACAUGAACCCCGACUGCAAUGAACAAGACUUUCAGAGGAACGAGAACCAGGGAUUAUUUCAAGAUCCCAAAGAGAGCUGUGCUACACCUGAAUCUCAAGCGCAGGAGGGUCCAAGGAUAGAAGCAGUUUACACACAAGAGGAGUCCUUUGAUCAGGAGUGGUGUGCAAGUCUAAAGCAGGUUACAGAGCUGACAUGUGUUAAAGAUGAAGAGGUCCCUCGACUGGAAUGUGUUCCUAUUAAAGAGGAAUUCAUAGAACAGGAAUGUGUCCCCAUCACAGAGGAAGUUCCUACUGAAAAUAAUGUCUGUACACUUGAGGAGAACAAGCUGGGAUCCAGCCUGUAUGAUGAUUGUCCACCUGAAUGUGAACUGGGAUUUAGAGCUGCUAAAGGGAAUCACACAGGAGGGACUCCAUUUCCCUGUGCUGAUUGUGGGAAGACUUGCAGCUUUUUAUCACAGCUGAAAAGACACCAGCUUAUUCACACAGGAGAGAAACCGUAUCACUGCAGUGAGUGUGGGAGGAGUUUCACGCAGUUACAAAAUCUUAAACAACACCAGCGCGUUCACACAGGAGAGAAACCUUAUCACUGCACUGAGUGUCGGAAGAGUUUCACGCUGUUGCAAAACCUUAAAACACACAUGCGGAUUCACACAGGAGAGAAACCUUAUCACUGCUCUGAGUGUGGGAAGAGAUUCACGUAUUUAAGUUCGUUGAAAAUCCACCAGCAGACUCACAGAAAAGAGAAAUCUUAUCAAUGUAGCGAAUGUCUGAAGAGUUUCCGUCACUUAACAAACCUUAGAAGACACCAAAAAAUUCACACAAGAGUUCAGUCAGUUACUGGGUAUCCCAAAGAGAGCCAUGCUGUACCUAAAUCUGAAGCACAGGAGGGGCCAAGGAUAGAAGCAGUUUACACACAAGAGGAGUCCUUUGACCAGGAGUGGUGUGCAAGUCUAAAGCAGGUUACAGAGCUGACAUGUGUUAAAGAUGAAGAGGUCCCUCGACUGGAAUGUGUUCCUAUUAAAGAGGAAUUCAUAGAACAGGAAUGUGUCCCCAUCGCAGAGGAAGUUCCUACUGAAAAUAAUGUCUGUACACUUGAGGAGAACAACCAGCUGGGAUCCAGCCUGUGUGAUGAUUGUCCACCUGAAUGUGAACUGGGAUUUAGAGCUGCUAAAGGGAAUCACACUGGAGGGACUCGGUUUCCCUGUGCUGAUUGUGGGAAGAGUUUCAGUCGUUUAUCACAUCUUAAAAUCCACCACCGCAUUCACACAGGAGAGAAACCGUAUCACUGUUUUGAGUGUGGGAAGACAUUCAUUCGUGUAGCCCAGCUUAAAAUCCACCAGCGCGUUCACACAGGAGAUAAACCUCAUCACUGCACUGAGUGUGGGAGGAGUUUCACGCAAUUACAAAAUUUUAAAAUCCACCAGCGUGUUCACACAGGAGAGAAACCUUAUCACUGCACUGAGUGUGGGAAGACAUUCAGUCGUUUAUCACAGCUUAAAAUCCACCAGCGCGUUCACACGGGUGAUAAACCUCAUCACUGCACUGAGUGUGGGAGGAGUUUCACGCAGUUACAAAACCUUAAAAUCCACCAGCGUGUUCACACGGGAGAGAAACCUUAUCACUGCACGGAGUGUGGGAAGAGCUUCACACGAUUAGAAAGUCUUCAGACACACCAGCGCAUUCACACAGGAGAGAAACCGUAUCACUGCUCUGAGUGUGGGAGGAGAUUCAGUUGUUUAUCAAACCUUAAAAGACACCAGUGCAGUCAUGCAUGAGAGACACUUCAUCACUGUACAGAACGUGGGAAGAGAUUCACCUGUUUUAAGUUCCUUGAAAAUCCACCAACGGACUCGCAAAAAAGAAAUCAAUGUACUGAAUGCCUGAAGAGGUUCAGUCACAUAUCGUACUUUAAGACACCAUAAAUUCACACGAGUGAAGCCCUAUCCCUGUACUGAAUGUGUGAAGAAGUUCAGUAAGUUACUGGGUCUUGAGAGACACAUGAGAAUUCACAGAAUUGAAGCCACUUGAGGACAUCUAAACACCAGGGGUGUAUGUGACUAAAAUACAGAAAUAUUUACUGAAAACAAAAUAAUAUACUUGCUUGAUAAAUAGUGUUACUCUGAAUCACUUCAGAUCAAAAACCUGCAGUCGUAGGUGAAAAAUAUGAACUAUAACAUCUUGUUUGGACCAUUCACCACAUUAAUAAUCUAUUAAAUAGAUUGUAAUUGCUUCUGCUUUUACAAAAAUAAUUUAAAAGAAUUAUUCCUAAAAACUGAAAUAUUCUCUUCAGAUGUGGUGCUGUCUUUGUCUGUCCUGAAUCCAAAAUAAACAGGAAACACUUCUUGGGAAAAACCUUGGACACAACAUACCCUGCUUUUUAAAUGUGGACAAUCCUAUCUUGUAGCUGCUGAAUGAAACAUUGAUAAUUUGCUGGUCUAAUAAAUAAAGGUGUAUUGUUAAAAAAA